Messenger RNA from Saccharomyces mikatae IFO 1815, 621 nucleotides. RefSeq lists its product as uncharacterized. Bases 1 to 621 code for a protein of 206 amino acids. The transcript has a single exon. NCBI's taxonomy places the organism in Eukaryota, Fungi, Ascomycota, Saccharomycetes, Saccharomycetales, Saccharomycetaceae. The record is from RefSeq and is a predicted model, not a curated record.
AUGGAAAAAGCAAAAGAUAGAGAUCUUGGUGUCACUAUACACCAAGAUGAGAUCCCAAAAUCCAAUUUUUUUUUAUUUAUCGAAAAGUCAACCAAAGUUGCUGUUGUCCUUUGUUGUGCAAUAAUUUUCAUGACACCAUCAUUAUCCAAUUUGAUUGACAAGUAUCCAAAAGUUAUCAUCUUAGAAUGCACAAAUAUGGCAUUACAAUUAGUGACAAUUUUACUUCUGUUGGUGCUUGUUUUCUUAUUAUGGAAGAACGGACUUCUUAAAAGAAUUAAGAAAAACCCGGAAAGAUGUUCGAAGAUAAUAUGCUCCUGUUGUGCUGAUAGAAAGAAGCAUCCUACAUGGUUCCAACUAAAGUAUUUACUGCUACUCCUCGCACUGUUUGCUUUCAAUCAGUUUUCGCUCACCAAAAUUCAGAGGUUUUUCGAAGCUGACCAAACCGUUGACAUAGUUCGAUUAUCACAGCUAUUUGAAUAUCAGCUUGGUUUCGUGGUUAGUUUAGUCUUAUUCUACUUUUUUUACAGGAAGUUAACUUUACAUAGUGGAUCCGUUGAAGUGGAAUUCAAUGUCAAUGAAGCAGAGACGGUGUCUGGAAUUGCAGAGACUUUAUCGGUUUGA